AUGGCGGAUUUAUUUAUUACCUAUUACACAUCAUUUCAAAAACAUACGAAUUUUAUUUUUAACGAGGGAUUUAAAAAAAACACGUCACGAAAAGUGAAGAAAAAAUAUGGAAAUCUCGGAGAUACUAUAUUAGUGAUUAAUUUAGAAAAAAGUCAUAGAGGUUUAGGAAUCAGCCUUGCAGGUCAUAAAGAUAGAAAUCGAAUGGCCGUUUUCGUAUGCGGUAUCAAUCCAAAUGGUCCAGCAUUUAAAACGGGAGGAAUCAAAGUUGGAGAUGAAAUUUUAGAGGUGAACGGUAUCGUACUCCAGGGAAGAUGUCAUUUAAACGCAUCCGCCAUAAUAAAAGGAUUGCCUGGACCAACGUUCAAGGUCAUCAUACUCCGGAGAGCGUCGGCAUUAGAAGAUUUAGCCGUGAAGCCGAUCACACAAUUUCCAUUAACGUUAGACGAUGAGCAAAAAUAUGCCAAAUUUAAAGGAGUCAAAACGAUCACCAUUAAAAAGGGAAAUCAAAACCUCGGGAUAAUGAUUAUCGAAGGAAAACACGCCGAAGUUGGUCAAGGAAUUUUCAUUUCGGAUAUACAAGAAGGAAGUUCUGCGGAACAGGCUGGUUUAACCGUCGGUGAUAUGAUUCUCGCCGUUAAUAAAGAUACAUUAUUAGGAACCAAUUAUGAUUCGGCGGCGACAUUGCUCAAAAAAACAGAAGGAUUAGUGACGUUGGUUAUUUGCAAUCCCAACAAAGGAAGAGAAGAAGAAAAAACCGUCAUGGGAAGUUUGGAACCCAAAGGAACGGGUGGACAUACUCCGAACAGGAGUCCGACUCCAGUACAAAAAGAACCGGAAAAAUCGAGGUUAAUACCGUUUACCAAUUUGAAACCGUUAAAAUCUUCUUCGUCGCCAUCGAAACAAUUAUUCGACGUCGGGGGAUCCGGUACGAUUAACGAAUCUCAAAUAUCAAAUUUUGUUUUGACGGCUCCGACGACACUCGUACCAACUGCAACGAUAACCCCGAAAACAUCACCCGCAUUAUCGACACGUAAAUGCACGUCAAAUACUAAAAUUCCAGAAGAACCACUUCCGGAUCCAGCAACAUGUCCGAUAAUUCCAGGAAAAGAAAUCCUUAUUGAAAUAAAUAAAGAUAAAUUGGGAUUAGGAUUAAGCAUAAUUGGAGGCUGUGACACUUUGCUUGGAGCCGUGAUAGUUCACGAAAUUUAUCCAGAAAGUGCAGCUGAAAAAGAUGGAAGACUGGAACCGGGAGAUCAAAUUUUAGAAGUUAAUUCUGAGGAUGUAACUAAAAUGCCACAUUCAAAAGUUCUCACGGUCAUGAGACAAACUCAAGCCAAAGUAAAAUUAUUAGUUUAUCGAGAUGAAAAUAUAACCAAAGAAAAUUUACUGCAGACGAUUGAUGUCGAUUUAAUUAAAAAACCUGGAAAAGGUUUGGGUUUAAGCGUGGCAGCAAAAAAAGAAGGAAAACAAGUUUUCAUAUCCGAAAUCGUACAUAAUGGUAUAGCAGAAUUAGAUGGAAGGUUAAUGAAAGGUGAUUACAUAUUAGAAGUCAAUGGUAUAUCAUUGAAAGAAUCAAAUCAAGAAAUUGCUGCAGCCGUAUUAAAAUCGUGUACUGGAAAAGUAGCCAUUAAGGUCGGAAGGAUAACGUGUAAAAAACAUGUUAAUAACAUUAACGGAAGGUAA
Pediculus humanus corporis (human body louse) is the source of this 1683-nucleotide messenger RNA. RefSeq names its product Inactivation-no-after-potential D protein, putative. The coding region runs from base 1 to 1683 and encodes 560 amino acids. The transcript is spliced from 13 exons. Lineage: Eukaryota; Metazoa; Arthropoda; Insecta; Psocodea; Pediculidae. Gene Ontology annotation, molecular function: protein binding. The record is from RefSeq and is a predicted model, not a curated record.